AUAGGAAUAGCGGUGUUCUUUUACCACGAGUGCUCGUCACCAGGCCUGGCCGCUCUUGGUUUACCGGUAUACCACACCGUGAGGGUUCACGACGAACCGGCUCCUCAAUGCCACUGGGCCACAGUGGCACCGUCUUCGUCGUAUCGACAGCGCGGGGUCAAUGAGUUCUGAGACUUGGUGCCAGAGGCCUUGCCAACUGCUUUUCUCGUUCCUCUCGAUGGCCUUGUACAUUGCAGUUCGAACUUCACGGCGGAGUUCCCGUAUCUCUUGCUCUAGGAUUACCAUGAGGACACCUCUACCGAUGCCCGCGCAGCCCCCUUUGUUGUGCAUCUCUUCCUUCCAUCCAGUACGGGUCUGGUCCAUCGACUCCAGUGUCUACAAUACUACCGGUACAUCACCAUCUAGGCCCAGAGAAGGGGUAUCCUCCUCCGAUCGCCGUCUUCCAUAUCGACGUUGUGACUGCUACUCCGCUCGUGGGGUUUCUCGACGCGGCCUUCUCUCGUCCGGCAGCUGGAUGCUGUUCCGUCUCUUCUUAUCCACCCGAAACUUAUGCAAUGGGAAGGUGAAGGUAAGCAAUGAUCCCUCACCCGCCGCUCCCGAUGCCACGCCUUCCAAGCCGCCUCCGGUCCUGUCCUAUCACGCAUGGACUUGGCCUUGGUCUCUCUCUCUCCCCCCCUUUUCUUCGACGAAGACAAGGGUCGAAAUCCUCCCGCCUGACUGACUCCUCCCCGACGACUUGGGCCAGGCAAAAGAGACGGAAAAAAAAAAAAAACCUGUUAGUCCCUCCUGCCCAUCCCUGCUGCCUUGCUUCCCUUUGUCACAGCAGAAGGCUGAAGGAACCGCCUCUAUCGCAAAUGGGAGCAUUUGAGUGUGCGAUGGCCUUUGUACACCCUCCCCCCCCCUCUCUCUGGCCUU
Messenger RNA from Colletotrichum navitas, 915 nucleotides. RefSeq lists its product as uncharacterized. The transcript has a single exon. Bases 161 to 721 code for a protein of 186 amino acids. The record is from RefSeq and is a predicted model, not a curated record. Lineage: Eukaryota; Fungi; Ascomycota; Sordariomycetes; Glomerellales; Glomerellaceae.